Messenger RNA from Cajanus cajan (pigeon pea), 853 nucleotides. NCBI's taxonomy places the organism in Eukaryota, Viridiplantae, Streptophyta, Magnoliopsida, Fabales, Fabaceae. The record is from RefSeq and is a predicted model, not a curated record.
CAACCACCACCACCAACAUAUUGGGCUGUCUAAGGAAGGUUGGCAAACACAAAGGGUUGCAAUCAUUUUGUAUAAAAAGCCUGACACUACCAUAUAUGGAAUAUGCACACAAGCUCAAAGCAAAAGUCUCUAAUCUAUCACUUGUUUAUCACAAAGCAAAUUAAGUCCUUUGCCAUGGCCUCCAACACUUGCUUCAUGUUGGCUUUUUUCAUUGCUGUUUCCAUCUCAAGUAUGGAUAUUGGCCUAGCAGCUCGCCAUCUUCUGCAGACAACUCCAUCUGCACCAACUCUGCCAAAACCAACAUUACCACAAAUACCACAAAUUCCAACACUUCCUCAGGGAAAUGUUCCUCCAUUGCCUACAAUACCAACACUGCCACAAGGCAAUGUUCCACCUUUGCCCUUACCAUCUCUUCCUACCAUUCCAACUGCCCCACAAGUCACGCUUCCACCACUUCCAGCUGCAACUUCACUUCCAAACUUCCCUUCCAUUCCAACCACUAUCCCAUCUUUUCCUUUCCUAUCCCCACCACCUUCAGCCACCACUCCCUAAAUAUGAAACAACUAUGCUCAUAUGUGUUGGAUAAUUAAGCACUCAUCUUUGGAGUUUGGUUCUGCCUUUCAGUGAUCAUUUGCUACAUUUCCUUUCCUGUUAUUUGACAUGUUAUUACGAUGAUACUAUAUACAUAUAUACAUUUGCUGGGGUGUUUAUUUUAAUAUUUCAUGUGCCUUUGUUACUUGGAGAUCUUUUGUUAUAGGAUAUACGUUAUAAUAAAUAAAUUUCAUGUAACCUUGUAUAAAUUCUAGUGCGGCGAUCCAUGCAAUGCACGUGUUUGAUAGUAUUUAAAAGUGAA